UUUAAGCCCCAAAUAACUAACCAUCCACAAAACCCUCAUUUCCAGAAAUCAAACCAAGUCAGAUCAACUGUCAACAGCCCACACUCCGGCCAAAUGUCCAGGUUGUGGCGCGGCCUGAAAACGGUGAUCCAAACAUCACCGGCGAGCUCCCUCCAUUAUCACACCAUCCAAGCCAUCCCUCGAGAAUGCACCGGGAGCCGUAUCUCGAGCCGUGAUAGAGCCCAAGGUAGAAUCCCCGCAGUGGUUUUCUCUCAAGGUUUGCUGGAGAAAAACCCAAGCAACCGUUCCCCGUCAAGGAAACAACUUUUGACUACCGAAGGAAAGCAGAUUCGAUCCAUUAUCAAGUCGGUUGAACUCCCUUUCUUUUGUUCCACGACGUUCCAGCUUCAGAUCCGGGCCGGUUCUGGGUCUUCAGUCUUACUUGAAUCCGGGAGAGUUUUACCUAUCAAGAUUCACAGGGACGAGGAGACUGGUAAAAUAAUGAAUUUGGCGUUUGUUUGGGCGGAUGAAGGUACUGAGCUGAAGGUUGACGUGCCUGUUGUUUUCAAAGGAUUAGAGGAUUGCCCUGGUCUUAAGAAAGGUGGCUACUUUAACAGGAUACGAAGUAGUUUGAAGUUUCAAUGCCCAGCAGAACACAUUCCUCUAAAAAUUGAGGUGGAUGUGAGCGAAUUAGAUAUCGAUGAUAGAGUGACGAUGCAUGAUAUCGAAGUUCAUCCAUCCAUGAAGCUUCUAAGCAAGAAUGAAAGCAUGCCUAUAUGUAAGAUUGUGCCGAUGUAUUCCGAAAAUCCCGAGCCCAUGAAGGUAUAACUAAGCAUGAGUCAAGACCAAUGAUGAUAUUUCUUGAUGUGCUGCUUUGAAAUUCCCCAAUAGACAAGACAUUUAAGAAUGUACUUCGAACCGAGCUUGUGCUUUAAAAUUGAAGCCAUGAUGGAAGAGGGUUGUUGCAAUUAACUAUUAUUAAAAUAAAACUGUCAAAUUAUUUA
Hibiscus syriacus is the source of this 983-nucleotide messenger RNA. RefSeq names its product 50S ribosomal protein L25-like. The record is from RefSeq and is a predicted model, not a curated record. Gene Ontology annotation, molecular function: structural constituent of ribosome; 5S rRNA binding. The transcript is spliced from 3 exons. Gene Ontology annotation, cellular component: ribosome; cytosolic large ribosomal subunit. Lineage: Eukaryota; Viridiplantae; Streptophyta; Magnoliopsida; Malvales; Malvaceae. Gene Ontology annotation, biological process: translation. The coding region runs from base 94 to 807 and encodes 237 amino acids.